Molecule: messenger RNA, 774 nt
Organism: Equus caballus (horse)
Lineage: Eukaryota; Metazoa; Chordata; Mammalia; Perissodactyla; Equidae
Gene: SNCG
Product: synuclein gamma
Biological process (GO): synaptic vesicle endocytosis; synapse organization; chemical synaptic transmission
Cellular component (GO): axon terminus; cytoplasm; neuronal cell body
Molecular function (GO): cuprous ion binding
Source: RefSeq, a predicted model, not a curated record
UCAUCAAUAUUUCAUCGGCGUCAAUAAGAGGCAGCAGCAAGGAUAGCGGCUGCAGCAGCACUCACGCCAGCUCCAGCCACCGCACGCCCGGAGAGCCAGCCUCCUGUCCCUGCCCGCCACCACUAUGGACGUCUUCAAGAAGGGCUUCUCCAUCGCCAAGGAGGGUGUGGUGGGCGCUGUGGAGAAGACCAAGCAGGGGGUGACGGAAGCGGCCGAGAAGACCAAGGAGGGUGUCAUGUAUGUGGGAACCAAGACCAAGGAGGGUGUUGUGCAGAGCGUGACUUCAGUGGCUGAGAAGACCAAGGAGCAGGCCAACGCCGUGAGCGGGGCCGUGGUCGCCAGCGUCAACACCGUGGCCACCAAGGCCGUGGAGGAGGUGGAGAACGUGGCGCUCACCGCUGGAGUGGUGCGCAAGGAGGACCUGGAGCAACCUGCCCCCCCACAGGAGGACAAGGCAGCCAAAGCGGAAGAGGAGGUGGCUGAGGAGGCCAAGAGUGGGGGAGACUAGAUGGCUGUCAUCAGCGGUGGAGCCAGAGAAACACCCCUGCCUUGGACGCAUCCCCUCCCGCAUGAGGAGUGCCCGGCCCUAGAGUGUGACCAGUGGGCUGCCCCUGGUCCCCACGCCCACAACCGGCUGCCCACAGGCCUGUCCUCCUGUGCUGCUGCCACCGUCUUCACCUCCCUCCCCUCCUGCCCUCCACUCCUUAUGACCCACAGAUGCUGCUGUGAAUUUUUUUUUUAAUGAUUCCAAAUAAAACUCAAGCCCCCGCCCCA